Molecule: messenger RNA, 1318 nt
Organism: Oncorhynchus gorbuscha (pink salmon)
Lineage: Eukaryota; Metazoa; Chordata; Actinopteri; Salmoniformes; Salmonidae
Product: UBX domain-containing protein 1-like
Exons: 10
Coding region: 102-1019 (305 amino acids)
Molecular function (GO): protein binding
Source: RefSeq, a predicted model, not a curated record
ACGGUCAGAAAGCGGUGUUGUGGGUUGACUGAUUCUGAACCUACUUGCUUACAGUAUCAGACUACAAAGUGAAACUUCUUCACUGUCAUAUUCUCAGCAAGAUGGCAGAACAAACAACAUUGGACAGCCUGCUGGAAAUGGGCUUUGACAGAAACAGGGCGGAAAAGGCUGUGGCACACACAGGAAACCAGGGCAUAGAGCGGGCCAUGGACUGGUUGAUGGAACAUGAGGGUGACCCAGACAUUGAUGAGCCCUAUGUACCUCCUGUGGGGAACGUGCUUGGAGGAAGUGACCCACAACUGCCCAGUCCAGCAGCCCAGCCCACAGCAGAGGGAGCAGACCCUGCUACAGAUGGGGGUGACCAGAUGAUCAAUGACGGGGAUACCAAACAACCAAUGACAGAGGAGGAGAAACGUGAGCAGAUAAAGAGGCUAGAGGAUCUGAUGCGGGUGAAGCAGGAGGAGCGGAGAGAGAGGGAGCGAGCGGAAGAGGUGGACAGAGAGAAGCAGAGGAGGAGGCAGGGCCAGGAGCUGCUGCAGGUCAAACAGAAACUGCAGGAGGAUGAGAUGAAGAAAAUGGUCGACCUGCGCCAGAGAGAGAAGAACGAUGACAAAAUGGCCAAGCAGCGGGUGCGAGACAAGAUAGCACGCGACAGAGAGGAGAGAGCACUUAAGUUUGGAGGUGGUUCUUCUAGUAGAGCUGUAACCUCCCCUUCAGCAGAGGGCCCUCCCUCCUCUCCGCCCAGUCAGGGCCCGCCUCCCGCCAAGAAGGACUAUAACGAGUGUAGAAUCCAGGUGCGUAUGCUUGACGGCUCGGCACUGACCUCCGUGUUCAAGGCCCAGGAGCCGCUGGCUGCCGUGCGUGUCUACAUCCAGAUGAAUGGCGACGCCCCCGAGGGCCAGGACUUCACGCUGCUGUCCCCGUACCCACGGCGCGUUUACACAGAACUGGACAUGGAGAAACCUCUACAGGAGUUGGGUUUGGUGCCUUCAGCUGUGCUGGUCGUUGCGAAGAAAUAAGGACCUGAAGUAAUAAGAUGCUUUAUGAGCCAACAUCAUUUAUCACCCCCAACAGGACAGAGACCAGGAUGUCAACUAUGGAUUGAUUCUCCUUCAACAAACACUUUGAACUUUAAUCUGAAUCUUUAAUGGCAACACAAAAUGGAUGACUGUAUUGAUUAUCAUGGGGCCUAAAGUUAGACCUGGCUCGUUGACACUGUCCACUGCAUUGUAAAUUGUAGUUUUUCAAAGUUAAAUCAUUUUACAGUGGUGUUAUUGCAUACUCACUCAAACUUGGAAUAAACUUACUUGGAGAGUAA